AUGGCGGCGGCGGAUAUUUCCUCAAAUAUGGUCUCUCUUAUGAGAGAUAGUGAGACAUUAGGCCUCUUGCCACCCGAAAUACUUGAAGUUGUACGAAAUCAUGCCGCCUCUGGAAUGCUCGAUGCCAUCGCCAAUGCCGCCCUUUCACCACGCCUCACUGAUAGGCUUUUCGUUCAUUUUCAGCACGUAUUCGCCGAUGCAUCAGAUUUCAAGCUUGAGGCUCUUAUCCAGGAACAUCUCGGUACGGCAGACCCCGUAUUAGGUGACUUUGAUGGCCUCGAGGUUGACUACGGUUUCUUGUCUCUACAUGAGCAUAGUCGUGUAAAUGCGGUGGAGAAGCUUCGCCAGGAUAUUGCUCGCUCAGGAACACACGAUGGCCCAAUCUUCGCGCCACAAGAACUCACUCCACAUGUCGUAUCAUAUGGUAGAGUCAUUCUCCCACGUCCGAGCGGCACUUUUGUGCAACAAUCAUCCCUCGUCGUCACGUCGACUGUGAGGGAUAAUCUCGAGCAUCUUGCUAGCCUUCUACGAAACCCUGGUUCCAUUCUUCUUCAUGGCUUGCCUGGAUCUGGCAAGACAUCCGUUAUCAAGGAACUCGCCAAGGACCUCGGCAUGAGUUCGGACAUGGUAACUCUUCACUUGAAUGAUCAAACCGAUGCCAAGAUGCUCAUCGGUCUCUACUCAACCGGGUCGAAACCUGGCAGCUUCCAGUGGCGGCCUGGAGUUCUAACAAAAGCUGUCAAGGAAGGAAGAUGGGUUUUAAUCGAGGAUCUCGACCGUGCUCCUGCUGAAGUCGUCAGCUCGCUGCUGCCGCUUGUUGAGCGAGGGGAGCUGCUCAUCCCUAGUAGAAGUGAGAGGAUUAAAGCUGCCAGUGGCUUCCGUCUCUUCGCCACUGUUAGGACGUCAAAAGGUAUGAACGGCCAAGAGACGCUUCCACAUCUCCUCGGUCUACGCUUCUGGCAGCAGCUCGCUAUCCGGCCGCUGCCGGAACGAGAGCUAGAAGAAAUUGUACGAGGCGCGUUUCCAAUGCUCGACAAGAUUGUUCCCCAGAUUCUCUCCGUCUUCCACCGCCUUACGCGAACUGCUUCGAUGCCAUCAAUCGUUGCCUCAAGUCGCGGAAUAGCGAGACAGAUGACACUCCGAGAACUCCUAAAAUGGUGCCGAAGAUUGCAGGAUCAGCUUCUCGCCUCGGGCUCGACUGUGACGAUCAGUGAAGAGACGAGAGAGCGAAUGUUCAUGGAAGCGGUGGAUUGUUUUGUUGGUCACUUGCCAGAGGGCAAGGGGAAGGAUGAACUGGUUUUCGCUAUCGGAGAAGAGAUGCACAUGGCUAAGGCUUGGGUUGAGCACCAGAUGACUGCAUAUGUGCCCGUCCUGAAGGAUAGCGAAUCCCAUCUUCGCGUUGGCCGAACCUCAAUCGAGAAGCACAAGAAUCCGACGAUCCAACGGUCAAAACGCCCAUUUGCCGAUACUACUCAAGCUAAGAGGCUUCUCGAACAACUCACUCGCUCGGUGCAGUUGAGAGAACCGGUUCUAUUAGUGGGCGAGACUGGUAUCGGAAAGACGACAGUCGUCCAACAACUAGCUGACAUUGUUGGCCGCAAAGUUGUUGCCGUCAAUUUGUCUCAGCAGAGUGAGGUUGGCGAUCUCAUUGGUGGGUUUAAGCCUGUCAAUGCUCUCAACCUUGCGAUCCCCUUAAAGGAUGAAUUCGAUGAACUUUUCAGAGCCACGGGCCUAGCCGCGAAGAAUCAGCCGUAUUUGAACCGGAUCGCCAAAUACAUCACGAAGCGACAAUGGUCAAAGGCCUCCAAGAUGUGGGUGGAGGGGGCGGAACUGUUCAAGAAGCUACUUCAGGUAGAGCAGAAGAGGACUCGGGAGAAUGGCGAGCCACCCGCAAAACGCCAAAAACAAGAAGCACCCUCAAGGCUUAGGCAUCUUGUCGAUAUCAAGUCCCGAUGGAACGAAUUUGAGAAGAGCCUUGAUCAGUUCAAUGCUCAAAUCUCGGGAAAUAGCAGCGCCUUCACAUUUUCGUUCGUGGAAGGCAAUAUUGUUAAGGCUGCAAGGAAUGGAGACUGGGUCCUUCUGGAUGAGAUAAACCUGGCUUCUUCUGAUACCUUGGAGAGCAUCGCUGAUCUCCUUACUGACCCCGGUGAGACCCCCUCGAUCUUACUGUCGGAGACAGGCGAGAUCGAGCGAAUCACGGCCCAUCCCAAUUUCCGCAUAUUUGGUGCGAUGAAUCCGGCAACCGACGUUGGAAAGCGAGACCUUCCAGUUGGCAUUAGGUCGAGGUUCACGGAAAUUUAUGUCAACAGCCCGGAUCGUGACUACAAGGAUCUUUUAAAAAUUGUGAAGGCUUACCUGCAUAUCAAGAGUGCCAAAGAUGAGCAGGCUGCAGAUGACAUUACAAGACUCUACUUGAAUACCAAGCAGCUAGCGGCCGAGAAGCGAUUGGUGGAUGGAGCGAACGAGGUACCACAUUUCAGCCUGCGAACUCUGACUCGCGUCUUGAGUUACGUGAGGGAAGUUGCUCCCUUUUAUGGCCUGAGAAGGGCAUUGUACGAAGGUUUCUCUAUGGGUUUUUUGACCCUUUUGAACCGGGAAUCGGAGGAGCUGCUGGUUCCGUUAAUAGCACACCACAUCUUCGGCAGUGGCAAUUCGCGAAGUUCAAUCUUGUCCCAGCGUCCGAAACUCCCGGACGAUGGGCGCCAAUACAUCCGGUUCAAAAGCAAGAGUCAGGACAGACAAUAUUGGCUCCUUCAGGGAGAACAAACGCCUGUUGAAAGCGAAGACUAUAUCAUCUCCCCUUCAGUCGAGCGAAACCUUCUUAAUCUCGUGCGUGCCACCUCGAACGCCAGGGACGGCGGUUUUCCGGUCCUCAUCCAGGGUCCUACUUCCGCUGGCAAGACGAGUAUGAUUGAGUACUUGGCAAACUACAGUGGGAAUAAAUUCGUACGGAUCAACAAUCAUGAACAUACAGAUCUUCAGGAGUACCUCGGGACCUACGUAUCUGGUACGGAUGGGCGUUUACGUUUUCAGGAUGGCUUGCUCGUGCAGGCGAUGCGCCGCGGUUACUGGAUUGUACUGGAUGAAUUGAACCUUGCCCCUACUGAUGUCCUCGAGGCGCUCAACCGUUUACUGGAUGAUAACCGAGAGUUACUUAUCCCUGAGACUCAAGAAGUCGUCAAACCGCAUGAGAACUUUCGCCUCUUUGCGACUCAAAACCCUCCAGGUCUCUAUGGUGGAAGGAAAGUGCUGUCAAGAGCCUUUCGUAACCGUUUUCUAGAACUGCAUUUUGAUGACAUCCCCGAGGAUGAGCUCGAAUACAUCCUCCAGAAACGGAGUCGGUACACUGCCCCAUCUGAUUGCAAGAGAAUCGUGACGGUUUAUAAGGAGCUGUCACACCUGCGUCAAACAACCCGCGUGUUCGAGCAGAAGGAUAGCUUUGCUACUUUGCGUGAUCUCUUCCGGUGGGCCCUUCGGAAUGCCGAGAACCGAGAAGAAAUCGCUGCCAACGGCUUUAUGUUGCUCGCUGAGCGUGUCCGAAAUGAGGAUGAGCGCAUUGCUGUGAAAGAAAUCAUCGAGAAGGUGUUUAGAGUCAAGAUAGACCUUGAUGAGCUCUACUCAAAAUCCUCACAGGCACUACGCCACCUUCAAGAGAACCGCCAAGGCGUCGUCUGGACUCAUGGAAUGAGACGUCUCUACAUGCUUGUCUCUCAAGCCAUCCGGAACCGUGAGCCGGUUCUGCUCGUCGGCGAGACUGGUUGUGGAAAAACGACGGUUUGCCAAGUCCUUGCGGAAGUCCUCGGUAAAGAGCUGCACAUUGUCAACGCACAUCAAAACACAGAGACUGGAGAUAUUAUUGGUUCGCAGAGGCCAAUUCGGAACCGAGCUUCAAUCCUCGAAGCUCUGCAUGUGGCUCUUCAGUCAGCCAUGGAGGCUUUAAAGCAAGACGCCGACGGAACUACAGAUGAAUUACUAGGAAGAAUUCGCCAGCUCCCUGCGGAGGCCCUUUCUGCCAUUCCCGAAGACCUCAGAACGCAGAUUGAGACACUCGAGAUACGAAGCAAGGCGCUAUUCGAAUGGUCCGAUGGAAGUUUAGUCCAUGCCAUGAAAACGGGACAGUUUUUCCUUCUUGACGAAAUUUCCUUGGCUGACGAUUCGGUUCUGGAAAGGUUGAACUCAGUCUUGGAGCCGCAGCGGACAAUUUUAUUGGCAGAAAAGGGUAUUGACGACUCCUUCAUGGCAGCGGCGGACGGCUUCCAAUUCUUCGCGACGAUGAAUCCUGGUGGCGAUUUUGGCAAGAAGGAGCUGUCUCCGGCACUAAGGAAUCGAUUCACUGAAAUCUGGGUUCCACCCCUUUCUGGGACGGAAGAUAUUCUCGAGAUCGUAACUCGGAAGCUCGUGAAGGAGGUCAAGAAUCUAGCAAACGUCAUCGUGGACUUUGCUACAUGGUUUGGAGAGACAUUCAGAUCUGCUUCCGCGACAGCAUUUUCUAUUCGAGAACUUCUGGUUUGGGUGCAGUUUGUUAAUCAAUGCCAUGGAGUUGAUCCGCUCUUUGCCAUCGUCAAUGGUGCUGCAACUGUGUUCAUUGAUAGCCUUGGCGCGAAUCCAUCGGGCCUCAUCGCUCUGGAUUCUCAAGGCGUUGCGAUUCAGAGACGUAAUUGCUUGAACAAACUCAGUGAGCUCCUCAGAGCCGAUAUUUCUUCCAUCUAUAAUUCGAAUCCCGAGUUGACGUCCGAUGAUGCCAAGAUCGCCAUCGGAGGGUUUGCCAUACCAAGAAUCUCGAACGAGGUCGACGAGAAGGAUUUCAAGUUCUUUACUCCCCCAACGACUAGGCUCAACACGUUAAGAGUUGUCCGCGCCCUUCAAAUGCAAAAGCCUAUUCUCCUUGAAGGCAGCCCUGGAGUAGGAAAGACUACACUGGUCGCAGCGUUGGCCCAGGUGUGUGGACAGCCCCUGACUAGAAUCAACCUUUCCGACCAAACCGACCUUAUGGACCUUUUUGGAACAGAUGUGCCUGUUGAUGGAGCUGAAGCGGGAAAUUUCGCCUGGCGUGAUGCUCCCUUCCUGCGGGCCAUGCAAAGAGGCGAGUGGGUCUUGCUGGAUGAAAUGAACUUGGCGUCCCAGUCUGUACUGGAAGGAUUAAACGCGUGUCUGGAUCACAGAGGAGAGGUGUACAUCUCUGAGCUGGAUCAAGUUUUCAAGCGUCACCCCGACUUUCGCCUCUUCGCUGCUCAGAACCCUCAUCACCAAGGAGGUGGCCGGAAGGGUCUUCCAAGCUCAUUCGUCAACAGAUUUGUCGUCGUCUAUGCUGAUGUAUUCUCUGGCGAGGAUCUCCGCCUCAUUGCGUCCAACCACUCACCCGACGUCGCACCAGAGACGAUCGAGAAGCUGAUUCGGUUCAUCACGGAGUUAGAACGCAAGAUAGCCCAAGACCGUUCAUUUGGCUCUUUGGGAGCCCCUUGGGAGUUUAAUCUUCGUGAUUUGCUGCGCUGGCUUCAUCUCCUACAUAGUUCAGACCCCCUUCUCGGCACUGCAAAGGUUGACGAUCUCCUUGAUAUCGUUGUUCGGCAAAGAUUCAGGACAGAGCGAGAUAGACAAGAAGUUACGAAAUUAUUCGCGGACAUCUUCGGCGAGUCCCCAAGGACCCACAGUCUCUACCAUGAUAUCAACUCCUCAUUCUGCCAAGUCGGGUUGGCACUCAUGCAACGCAGUCAUCUGGCCCAACCGGUUGGUCUGCAGAAUAUCGAUCUGAAGACUCGUCUUUCUAACAUUGAGACCCUCAUACUCUGUGUAACGCAGAAUAUCCCUUGUAUCCUUAGUGGUCCAUCGGGCUCGGGGAAGUCGGUACUUGUUCAACACUUAGCGGCCCUCGCAGGCAAGUCGCUCGUAACUUUCCCCCUGAACGCGGAUGUGGACACCAUGGAUCUUGUCGGUGGGUUUGAGCAAUCCGACCCGCUGCGAGAGGUAAACUCCGUGCUUCAGGAAUUGCAGGAAACAUUGCAAGCCUCUGUCCUCUCCGUGGUUCCUGGGAAGGCGCCUGCAGAUGCCCUCCAAUUGCUCCAUCUUUUGGCAACAACUGCGGAAGUACCCGAGCCCACCAUCUUGCUUCCUCUAGCCGAGAGUCUCUUAUCAUUGGUCUCUCCGUCAUCGGAGGUUGGGGCUGUCCUUACAAGAGCAGUUGAGACCCUCCAGAAGCCGUUGACAGUGACAAACCCUCGCUUCGAGUGGUUAGAUGGUGUUAUCAUCAAAGCUCUACAGACAGGGCAGUGGCUCGUUUUAGACAAUGCCAACCUUUGUAGCGCCUCAGUGCUCGACCGACUGAAUUCUCUUCUCGAACCCAAUGGCUUCCUUAGUAUUAAUGAGCACUGCGAUCCUGACGGAGAACCAAGAGUCGUCAAGCCGCACCCUGACUUCCGGAUCUUCUUGACAACUGAUCCAAGAUACGGAGAGUUAUCGAGGGCCAUGAGAAACAGAGCUAUUGAGAUUCAUCUUUUUGAACCUAUGGCCGAACAGACCCGGCAUCUGAGAUGGGUGACUGCCAUCGAGAGCACCCUUCAGCGGUACCAUCUCUCGCUGUCGAUGUCCCGUGAUGAUGGCGAGGAUUCGGCUAAGGCUAUAACGGCUCUUGCCUUUGAGCGCCUUACAAAAGCAGACGUCCACCUUCUACCUCGAUUUGUCAAAGAUGGGAACUCGCAGGCUUAUUAUAAGUGUCCUGAAGUUGCUAAGCAAUCUCAGCAACUCGUAGAGUUCCUGCGAGCAGACAGCAUCCGCGACCUUAGCGCCUCCAUCUCCAAUAUGUAUUCUUCCCUCCCUGCCAUCAACUCUGGAAAUAUCGGGGACGCUCAGCCAAUUUUCCCCAUCAAGAAUCUUCCGAUAGCCCUUCUUCUUUCCAAGACCGUGGGUCCACAGCCAUUUAGGCUCGCAAUAUGCUACGAGUACCACCAAGACCUUCAAUCUCUGGACACCGAGAUCCGAUCUCAAGCCAUGGCAGCAAGAAGUUCCAAGAUCGCUUCUCUGAACCGCCUGCAACGCUCCUUUGUCGCGGAGCGGGUGACCGCAGUCUCCAAGGAUUCGACUGUCGACGUUGCUGAGUUCUUCUCGGCUGCUCUCUCGUUGAUCGAUGGCUUCCUCCGAGCUCGAGAUGCCGAGAGCGAUUGGCGAUCUCAAGCCUAUAACCCGGCGGUGCGAGAAUUCGUUACCGACUUGCUCAAGAAGAUCGACCGACACUUUUCCUUGGGCUUCAGUUUGAAAACAGGCCUUGGCAUGGAGGAUAUCUGGAGGACGUUCCGACCAGAUCUCGUUCCAGAUUCUGCCAUUCUUAAACGGUCCGCCGAUAUUAUUACCCUUGCCAAGCGCUUUGAUUCGUUGAAGUGGAAGAUCGGUUCCCCGAUAGCCGAUCUGGCUAAGGCAAUGUCAACAUUCUCGAUGGCCUAUGGUAUCGUCCGAUCGGGCAGGGCUGGUGCAGAAGCUCUAAUCAUGGAGCUGGCUACUGAGAUUCAGUCUCUGGAAACCAGGAUCGGAUUAGAAUCUGCAGAUGUUGUCCCAUUCUUCACGGGGAACUUCGAGACACUGCGGCAAAUCUCUGUACUUCGGGAUUUUAAGCUUGGAAACAGCAUUAAGGGUGACAAUAUUACUGUCCUCUCCAACGUACCGACACUUGCCCAGUUAUAUCUGGAGGACACUCAUGGCUCGGCCCAACUUCUACAGGCAAUUGACUACUUAGCGUGUCAGGACUAUGAGAACCUCGCGUGGAGGGGCAGACUCCUCCCGUCAGUCCUUGCCAAGGCAGGCGGGAUAGGUGCCACGACAUUGAACUCCCUAGCACUACUUGAGAUGGAACUACCUCAACUUACCACAUUCCUAUCCCAGGCGUCCCGGGCUAUCACAUCUAGUACCUUUGUAGAUCUCAACGCUAUUCUACACAAACUGGUCAUAAGCUUCGUUGAGGCUCUUGAACCGGGCCUCAGUGACAAGCUGUUGGACACCGAAACUAGGUUGCACCAAGUUUUGGCAACUAAACCUUUGAAAUUUGAGGAUCGUCAAACCUGGUUCCCCGAGGAUUUGAUCGAGCCUUUCCUUGGCGUCGCACCGCAUAUCCUUGAAGUUUUCAAAGACAAUCUCCUCCUGUCAUGGUGUUCAUUAAUAGCGACCUCUCUAGGUGGUACGGACGCUUAUCGAUUUGCCGCCUUGGCCUGGGUUCAGUUUGCUGUUGGAGCGCUUCGACUUUAUGUUCCCAACAGAGUCUUUGAUCCACAUCUCAGACUGACGCUAGAGAUCGAGUCCUACAAAGAACUGAAGGAGAACUUGUUGUCCAAACUCUCUUCGCUGGUUACGUUCGAGUCUCAGUUUACUGGCCAACUUUCUAAUCUACGAAUCGAAUUGCUUGAGCGAGAAAUUGAUAAUCUGGGGCCUCUGCCGGCGGAUAAUGACAAGGUUUACCGACCAGAGCGGUCAGAGCUCAGCCAAAUUCAUGCCGAGUUUAAUAAUGUCUUGAAGGCCACAGUCUACUCCGAAGUAGCCACCUCAAGCCUCCAUGACCUUCCCGAAGAAGGACUACACCUGGUCACGGAGAACGUUAGUCGAGUUAUUUCCAGACUCUCGGGAUACUUCGAAGCCUACCAAGACAUGAUUCGGCCGGUCGUGAACUUCCUGCGCAUUAUGCAAGUUGGUCUGUCGCUUAAUACUGAGCCGGCACGUCUAAGCGAAUCCACUUCCGAACUCAUCUCAGCUACGCCAUUCCUUGGUGGCAAUUUCAUUGCGAGGGCACCGAGUCUUCAAAAUAAGACGUUCGAGUUUAUUGACCUUAUGACCAUAUCCUCUGCAGUGGAUGGAGUGGAUAAUUUCAGCGCCGAGGACCGAGAGGCCGUUUCUGCUUGUUUCCAUGCAUUCUACAAUGAAUGGACUCGGAAGCUCGAAGCGGACAGAAAGGAAGAAGAGGCAAAGCAGAGCCUUUACCGUUUUAAGGGUAGCUUUGAAGACGAAGAGGAAGUCAACGAAGAGGAGUUCAACGAACUAUUCCCUACAUUUGACGGAGAGGAGGAUGAGCAGACGGCCAAACCUUCCCUCAAGAAAUACAAAGUGAGGGACAUGUCCAUCAAAGUGGCCGAGGCUCACAGAAAUCUACUCCUCUCUACUCCAGAAGCUCCCUCUGCUAUUCGAACUGCACUACUCUCUAUUGGGCGUAAGAUGGCCUCAGAUCUGUCGGAAAAGUCAACUGUGGAUCAGGAUCUGAGCAACAAACUUCUUCCCGGCACCCUCUUGACCCUUAGCGACCAAUUGUCUUCGUUGAACAUGGAUGGAACGCCAAGCAACUACAGCUUUUAUACUGACGCAAAUCUCCAUGAAGCGCGCCAGCUGGUUCAUCUGGUCAACAGGAUCAAAACUAGAUUCCGCGAACUGCAACUCACCGAUGAGAUUGGCCACCUUCAGCCACUCGCCGAUGUGCAAGCCUCUUGCGAAAAGGUCUUACAGCUUGUACAUAUAGAACCACUUGCCAAGAUGCUGCCGAAGGUGGAGCACUUGCACGCCAUGGUGUACGAGUGGCAAUUUGGAGGAUGGGCGAGCCGUGUCCAUUCCGUUCCCGAGCUGUACAGCCGCUUGACCGAGUCGAUAGUUCGUUGGCGCCGAUUGGAACUUUCCACCUGGUCAAAGAUAUUCGAUAUGGAAGUCCGCCGGUGCCAUGAUGAUGCGAACUCUUGGUGGUUUGUCGCGUAUCAUGCGACGAUUGCGAUUCCCAUGGCGCUCCAAGAAAAGGGUAACCUGAAAGAAUACGCUGAAAAGCUCGUUACGGAUCUAGAGGUCUACUUCACAUCAGCUAUUCUCGGACAAUUCUCUACUCGACUGAGCUUAUUGAGACAAUUCCAUAAGCACCUACAGCUUCUAGUUCUGGAUUAUCCCGCGCUUUCAAUUGUGCACACGACCGUCGGCAGCUUCAUUUCUAUGUAUCAGCGGUACCAGAAGGUUGUCGACGAGGAAAUUACGCGGGGCCGGUUGCCAAUCGAGAAAAAGAUGAAGGAUGUGCUUCUCCUCGCCAGUUGGAAGGACACAAAUAUCAACUCCUUACGGGACAGCGCUAAGAAAUCCCACCUCAAGCUCUUCAGACUUGUUCGAAAAUUCCGUGAAGUUCUUGGUCAGCCGCUCAGGCUGGUUAUUGAAAAGGGUGUUCCGGAUGAAGAGUAUCCUCUGACUGCGCUCGCCGAGGACAUGUCUUUGGCGAAGGUUGACAAGGACAGUACCGAACUAGCAAGCCGCGAAAUGCUCAAUUGGCUGGGGCAAUUCAAGCCUCUCGUCAACGUCGGCCAAACGGUAUCACGAAUGACGCAGGUUGGGCGGGUACCCGAGUUUGUCGGGCAGGCUGUGGAAGAAGUAGACGCCUUCAUAUCGAGCCUGUCAACCUCAAUGCAAGAAUUGAGGAAGGAGACGCCAAGUGUGUUGACCGACGAGAACAAAGACCUAGUGAAGCACCUCAAGGCUCGCAAGCGCAAGCUCUUUGCUGACGUUCUUCGCGAGGCUCGGACAAUGGGCUUCGAAUACAAUCUUGACACUAAACGUCUCGCACAGCAAGAGUCGCUGUCGGCAAUUCUGGCAACUUGUGGUUCAUUGGCCUUUUUUAGCCCCGCUGCGGUAGAAGGCACCGAAUAUUUCUUCCAUAAAUUCAUCGAUAUGAUGCCGAAAAUCAGAGCUACAGCAACGGACCACUCUGAAGAGAUCACUGGCCGAGAGGUGGCGCGCAGUAUCGGGUACUUGGAAGGGAUGCUCAGUGCAAUACUCAAUCAGAGGCGCAGCCUCUCCAAGGGGAAAUCCCUUCUCGAUAUUGAGGCAGCGGUCAAGGAGCUAAGGGAUCUUAGCACAGGUGGCACGAACGACAAAAUCACCAACUCAAGAAAGAAUUCUAACCUAUCACGGACUUUGAAGUGGUUGGUUGAGGUUCUGCGAUAUGCUAUUCAGCUAAUUGAUACCCAUGCCAAGCUCGGACAAGUGGAUAACUCGGUAUGCCAAGGGAUACUUCAGUCAUGGCUCACCGAGCUUGGAGACUUGUCUUUGAAGGAGCAAGAAUCUAGGAAGCUUCCUGCAGGCCUUACCUCGUCCGAUCGUGAGGCACUGGAGACUUUGAUUUCUGAGAGGCUGCAAGUUUUCGAGCACGAGGUCAACGCUAUGCUCCUACAGUUCGACAAUGUUGCUUUUGUACUCCGAGAGCUUCUAAAUUGGACUUCAGUUUCUGCCAAGGAUACCGAAAAGCUAGAACCCCAGAGUCUGCUAGAUUUUGCCGGCGAAGUCGUCACGCUUUCAAAGAAGAUCCUCGAGACCGUCGCCCAGUUUCAAAAAGCGGCCGAUGACCGGGACACCAAAUCUCAUGUUGGCAGCAGCAAGAACCUUGAUACCAUGAUCCAGAAGCUUCGGGUUGAAUCGGUGGCCCGAAAUCUCAAGCAAUGUGUUAACUCUCUAGGAAGCGUUGACUUAUCCAUUAUCGAGAACGACCGGUCAAUCACGGCGCUUAUGGCCAUGUUUGUUCCGAUCGUGGACCAGUAUGCGAUAAUCUGCCGCAACAGUUAUACUCGGCUUCUCGAACUUCACCGCUCUACGGUCCGGCUAGCACACUGCCUUGGCAAGGCCUACACUCACCUUGCCUCCCAAGGCUUCUGUACUCCUCAAGAGAAGUCUGACGAUACUUCGGGAGGUGAGGGUAAACUAGAGUCGGGAACUGGGCUGGGAGAUGGUGAAGGUGCCGAGGAUAUAAGCAAGGAUAUCCAACCUGACGAGGAUCUCUCUGAACUGGCGCAGGAGCCGAAUAAAGAGAAAGAUGGAGAUAUUGAGGAUGAAAAGGACGCCGUCGAUAUGGCAGAUGAGGACAUGGAAGGUGAGAUGGGCAGUGUUGCGGGGGAUUAUGAGGAAGGUGACAAGGAGGGUGAUGAAGGUGAAAGCGAGAAUGAAAUGGACGAGGAAGCUGGUGAUGUUGAUGACCUGGAUGCGACCGCUGUCGAUGAGAAGAUGUGGGAGGGAGAUGGCGAAGAGGCUGAAAAGGAUCAGCAGGGUGAGAAGCCGAAGGGCCAGAAACAAGACGAUGAACAGAUGGCAGCGGAAGCUCAGGAUCAGGACAUGUCGGACAAAGAAGACGCUGACAAUGAUGAAAUGGAAGCCGCGGAAGAAGAACCUCAAGCCGAGUCUGAGGACGUCAAAGCACAACAAGAUGUGGAGCGACAGGAUCAAAACGUGGAUGAGAGCGAGGCCCUGGCGCUCCCAGAAGACAUGGACCUUGACUUCGGCGAGGAUCAGGAGUCAGGUACGGAAGAUGACGGGCUGGAUGAUCUUGAUAGUCUUGGCGACAAGGACGAGAGAGGUGAGGAGAAGGAGGAUGAGGCCAAUAUGCAGGGAGAAGAUGAUGAGCCCGCCGACGAGACGAAGCCUAGCGAUGUAGAUGGUGAACAGGCCGAAGAGGCGGAACAGGAUGACGAAGACGUAGUUGGCGAUGACGCCGAAGUUCCCAACGAUCAAGGGAUUGAUGAACAGGGAGAUGAGGAGCAGGAGGAGGACCAAGCCGAGCAAGACAACAACCUUAUGGAGCAGCCAUCCGCGGAUCCCGUGGACACGGAUCCACAGGACGUGGCACCGAGUGACGUUAAAUCAGGCGGCCAAGACCAGAACAAAGACACGAUGGAUGUCGACGAGGACUUCCAUAACAAUUCAACUCGUCAAGACGAGGGUGCGUCUGGUGAUGGAUCGGAUAGCCAACAAGCUCAACCCGGGGGCCAGGGGAAGUUGUCCCAGCCGGAAGAGGCCGCGCAGCAACAGAAUCAAGAGGAAAAGAAAGAAGAUGAAGCUGAGGCGAGCCGUCCAGAACCAUUCCGAAAGCUCGGAGAUGCCGUGGAGAAGUGGCACCGGCAGCAAAACGAAAUCAAGGAUUCUCGGCCAGAGGACGACAAGAACGAGCAGGCCAAUCCUCAGGCUGAAGAGUCCGAGAUGCAGCAACGCGAAUUCCAGCACCUGCAGGACGAGAACGCUGUACCGGACACGCAGGCAAUCGGCGCUGCUGCCGAGGAUGAGGUCCAGCCAAUUGAUGACUCGAUGGCGAUUGAUGAGGAGAAGCAAGAUCCAUCAAGCAAUGUCUUACCUGAUACGGAAGAGAAAGAGGUCGAACAAGACCUUGAAAAAAUGGAUACUGCCGAGCCAGAAGACAUGGAAGAUGCGGAAGCCAAUGACGGGGACGAUGGCCGCUCCGGUGUCAAGACUCGACAGGGUGCCUACAACAGGGAGAGAUCACCGUCUCCGGCUCUCGUCGAGGAAGACGAAACGGACGAGAACGAAGAGGAUGACGAAGUUUUGGAGACUGCCAGUGUUCUAUCCGCCACGCACCUAACGGACGAAGCGCGUCCUCUGCGCGAAUUCACCGAGUCAAUGCAACAAUGGUCAGAGUUCCAAAACAAAACACAGUCGCUCUCCCAAUCUCUCACCUCUCAUCUCCGCCUCAUCCUCACACCCUCCCAAUCGACAAAGCUCUCCGGCUCCUUCCGCACCGGCAAGCGCCUCAACAUCAAGCGCAUCAUCCCAUAUAUCGCAUCUAGCUACAAGCGCGACAAGAUCUGGAUGCGCCGCAGCGUCCCCACCAAACGCGCCUACCAGAUCCUCCUCUGCGUCGACGACAGCAAGAGCAUGGGCGAGUCCAACUCGGGCAACCUAGCCCUCGAAUCCCUCGUCAUGGUCUCUCGCUCCCUCACCAUGCUCGAGGCCGGCCAGAUCGGCGUCGUCGGCUUCGGCGCGGAUGUAUUCACCGCCCACGACCUCGCCGCCCCCUUCUCCUCCCACGACGCCGGCGCCCGCGUCCUCCAGCGCUUCUCCUUCUCGCAGGACCGCACCGACAUCUGUCUUCUCAUCCGUUCCACAAUCGACCGCUUCCGCGCCGCUCGCCUUCAAGCUGAUCGCGGCGGUGAAGACCUCUGGCAGCUCGCCCUCAUCCUCUCUGAUGGCCUCACGCAAUCCGCCACCCAUGAUUCCAUCCGCAGGCUGCUCCGCGAGGCCGCGGAGGAACGAAUCAUGAUCGUCUUCAUCGUCAUGGACGACGCGACGAAGCGCAAGGGAGACAGCGUCCUCCAGCUCAAGGAGGCGCGCUUCGUCAAAGAUGUCGACGGCACGUCCCGAGUGGUCAUCGAGAGGUACCUUGAUACCUUUCCGUUCCAGUACUAUCUUAUCGUGCACCAUUUGGAGGAUCUGCCGAAUGCUUUGUCGGGGCUCUUGAGGACUUGGUUUGCUGAGGUUAAUGCUUAA
Molecule: messenger RNA, 14259 nt
Organism: Scedosporium apiospermum
Lineage: Eukaryota; Fungi; Ascomycota; Sordariomycetes; Microascales; Microascaceae
Product: Midasin
Exons: 4
Coding region: 1-14259 (4752 amino acids)
Biological process (GO): rRNA processing; ribosomal large subunit assembly
Cellular component (GO): nucleus; preribosome, large subunit precursor
Molecular function (GO): ATP hydrolysis activity; ATP binding
Source: RefSeq, a predicted model, not a curated record